AUGUCGUCUCUUGAAAACGGAGUUGAAACAAUCCGACCGAAGAUUGCCAAUCUUUCACCACUUGGUCUCACCUCUUUAGCCUUGGCCAUGUUCAUAUUAUCAAUCCAAAAUAUUGGUUAUGUCCAAAUUUCAGUGUUUAUUUCUGGCUCAACCUUAAUAUACAGUGGUAUUUCUCAAUCAUUGGCCAGUAUAUGGGAGUACCGCACCGGUAAUACAUUCGCCGCGACAGUUUUCUCUUCGUAUGGCGGAUUCUUUUUUCUUUCAGCAUUUAUUGAGUCGAAAUCUAUUUCCUUUCUUGCUACUGGUUACGAUAAAGAUUUUGACUAUGGCCUAGGAGUCUACCUUGCCGGAUGGGCCCUCUUUUCACUCAUAUUGUCAUUAGUAACUUUUCGCUCAAACAAAAGCUUAUUUGCUUUGUUCUUCUUCAUGUGGCUCACCCUAAUGCUUUUCUCUAUCAGCAAGUUCAUCCCACCUCAUAAUAUACCUGGCAAAGAUGAUCUCGGAAUCUUUUUUUUCCCUAAAAAAGUGAAUGUGAACGGUGCGACUACAUGUGGUGGAAUUUUUGGCAUAAUUACUGCCUUAAUCGCUUGGUAUAAUGCUUUCACCGGUCUCCUAAACAAAGAAUCUUCUCACUCCUCUAUUCAUGCCUCAGAUUUGGGCGGAAAGCACAAAUAA
Acaulospora morrowiae is the source of this 675-nucleotide messenger RNA. The record is from the annotation of a GenBank genome assembly. NCBI's taxonomy places the organism in Eukaryota, Fungi, Glomeromycota, Glomeromycetes, Diversisporales, Acaulosporaceae.